Parnassius apollo (apollo) is the source of this 936-nucleotide messenger RNA. The record is from the annotation of a GenBank genome assembly. Lineage: Eukaryota; Metazoa; Arthropoda; Insecta; Lepidoptera; Papilionidae.
AUGCAUAGAGUACACCUAAAAGAGUUGGAUUUAAAAUUGAGUUCAAAAAAACCUAAUUUUGACUGGCCGUAUUUUUUUGAUAAUCCUCAAAAAUAUGAACAAUUCGAGGAUGCUUCUGAAAUUGAAAAAGCUAAGGAUAAAAGAUACUCUGCAGACUUUAUACCUCUUCAUAAGAACAUUCCUAGCAGUUCAUCUAAAGUUAACCGUCUACCUUUGCAGUAUCCACAAGACGCAGAUAAUCCUGUAUUUGGUGAUCAAGCAUUUUUUUCAUUUAUACUUAAUGAUUAUUUCGAUAGAAAUAUUGAAGAUGAUCCGACACUAUUCAAAGGUCUUCAUUGGGGAAAGGAAUUUGACAGCGAGUUUUCCACCAAAGGUAGAGAUGCAAAACGUAUAAGACGUUUAGAAAAUAACAAUCUGAAUGAUAAAAGCUUUGAUACAUCGGUGAAUUUGGAGACUUACGGAGAGCAAAAACAAAAUAUUGGUAGUUAUUCGAAAGUUAAACAGCAUAAAUAUCCAGAAACAUGUAAGGGAUUUAAGGACUUUGUUGAAAAAUUUGCACAGAAAUUUGGAUCAAGGAAUAAUGAAAACAACGCAAAAUCGUUUGUGAGUAAAGGCGAAGGCCAAAAUAACGAAAAAUCUCAAAAAUACACAAACCCAAAAGAUGAAUUUCAAGAAACCGGUGAAUUAUUGGAAGAAUUACUAACAAACUAUAACGAUGGCAACGUUGAUGAAAAAGAUACAUUUUCGACAACUAUUAGUGAUUUUGAACAUUUUUUAAAUGCGCACGAAAGUCCAUCCACAAAUAAAGAUACCGAUGACAAGAUUUUGUUAGGCAAAUACGCAGCAAGCCGUUUAAGUCGAUUUAGAUAUGUGGCCAAAAAUGCAGCGUUGGUUAAUAAUGCAGAUUACAUAGAUACUUCUGAAUACGCUAUAUAA